CUCAAGCCUAUAGGCUUUGACAUUUCAAGAAGACAACGCGAAAUCGAUCGAAAUCGAUGCGCUCCGCGUGUCAGCAAUUGCUGAUCGAAUUCGAGAGAUUGAAUUAAUUCUUGAAUGAGAAGGAAUGCACCAUCCAGCAACUUCGAACGGGGUAGAGGUAGAAACCUGUGCAGCAAGGAAGCUCCGACGGUGCUUCACAAGAAGCAUCAAAGACGCAUCUCCUACGGCAAGCUGCCGAUGGAAAAAACGAUUGUCGGCAGUUGGAAACUGGAAGGCACGUCAAAAUGACUCUGCUUGGAUUGACUCAUAGGUUUUGAACGUUUGCAUUCACCUCACCUAAGCGAGUGCAUUUCGGCACAAAGCCAGCCUGAACGGAAUCUGGAGCCAAAGAGUUCCAAGCGAUGACGCAGUCCUUGACUGCGAACUGGCUCUCAAACAGUCUCAUUUGUGUGACCUUGUAUGGCUUUUGGGGCUUUCUAUCGAAGUUGGCCCUACUUCGAGGUCUUUCAGCUGCUCAAGAAGCAAGCAUUCAAAAGUUGGGCUUCUUUAUGCUGAUGCCUCUCAUCAUGAAGCCGUCUUCCAACGAGCCCACCGCUGCUGCUCCUCUGUUGUCUCGCCCUAAGACAGCUCUACUCUCGGCCUGGCUUAGUGGAGCUUGUUGUGCCAUUGCUUCCAUGUUUUACUCCCGAGCCAUGGCCCAUGGGGAUGCUGGAGCGGUCUCUGCGGUCACGGCCAGCUAUCCACCCAUCACCCUGCUGCUGGGCGCCUUGUUCGCUGGUGAAGAGCUUAGCAAAAGCAAGAUCGGUGGCUCCAUCCUCACGCUGCUGGGCGCGUACCUCUUCACCCGCCGCUAGGCCCGCGCGGUGCCGGCAAGCAAAUCGAUUUGCGGAAGUGUUGGGUGGAGGUUGAUGCUGACAGGCGCUAGUCACCUCCACCGAAUGCCAAAGGGCAUUGCCAUUGUGAACAGCACAAUGACAAGGCCCUCAGCUGCAACAAA
Durusdinium trenchii is the source of this 997-nucleotide messenger RNA. The record is from the annotation of a GenBank genome assembly. NCBI's taxonomy places the organism in Eukaryota, Dinophyceae, Suessiales, Symbiodiniaceae.